AUGGCCAAGGGCACGCGACGACGCGCGCGACUUCGAGCGCUCAGGGCGUCGAGCUCGGGCGCGGACGUGGCGAUGCCCACGGCGGGGGCGCCGAGCGAGGGCGUCGGCGAGGGCGUCGCGGCGGCGACGUGGACGACCUCGACGUCGACGCCUGGGACGGGGGACGCGGUGACGACGACGGCGAUGACGACGGAGACGCGGACGAAGACGCCGAACGUGCGACGAGCGAUAGCGAAGAGGAAGAAGCUGGCGCGCACCAAGGCGCUCGCGCACGCGGAGCGCUCGGCGACGAGCGUCGAUAGGAAGAAGAUGCGCAAAGGGAUGCGCCACGCCGCGAAAGAUUUGUACUGA
Ostreococcus tauri is the source of this 351-nucleotide messenger RNA. RefSeq names its product unnamed product. The coding region runs from base 1 to 351 and encodes 116 amino acids. The transcript has a single exon. The record is from RefSeq and is a predicted model, not a curated record. Lineage: Eukaryota; Viridiplantae; Chlorophyta; Mamiellophyceae; Mamiellales; Bathycoccaceae.